Tupaia belangeri chinensis (Chinese tree shrew) is the source of this 4399-nucleotide messenger RNA. RefSeq names its product adenylate cyclase 3 (gene ADCY3). The record is from RefSeq and is a predicted model, not a curated record. The transcript is spliced from 22 exons. Gene Ontology annotation, molecular function: adenylate cyclase activity. Gene Ontology annotation, cellular component: plasma membrane. Gene Ontology annotation, biological process: intracellular signal transduction; cAMP biosynthetic process; adenylate cyclase-activating G protein-coupled receptor signaling pathway. Lineage: Eukaryota; Metazoa; Chordata; Mammalia; Scandentia; Tupaiidae. The coding region runs from base 224 to 3661 and encodes 1145 amino acids.
GACGCGGCUCCGAGUGCCCGCACAGUUCCAGAUGACCAGUGCUCCCCGCGCCCUGGACACUCGCUCCGCGUCGCUGCCCGAGGUGGCCUCCCUGCAGCCCCAGCCGAGAAGCGGUGCUCAGGCCCCCCGCGGUCCCGGAGAGCCCUGGUAGGCGGCGAAUCCCCGAGCCUUCUUCUGUGCCCGGUCCACAUCUCCAGGGUUGUAGAAGCAGACGCCAGCCAAGAUGCCGAGGAACCAGGGCUUCUCGGAGCCCGAGUACUCCGCCGAGUACUCCGCCGAGUACUCCGUCAGCCUGCCCUCUGACCCCGACCGGGGUGUGGGCCGGACCCAUGAGAUCUCCGUGCGGAACUCGGGCUCCUGCCUGUGCCUGCCCCGCUUCAUGCGGCUGACCUUCGUGCCCGAGUCCUUGGAGAACCUCUACCAGACCUACUUCAAGAGGCAGCGCCACGAGACCUUGCUGGUGCUGGUGGUCUUCGCCGCCCUCUUCGACUGCUACGUGGUGGUCAUGUGCGCCGUGGUCUUCUCCAGCGACAUGCUGGCUCCCCUGGCCGUGGCCGCCGUCGGGCUGGUCUUGGACAUCCUCCUCUUCGUGCUCUGCAAGAAGGGCCUGCUCCCGGACCGCGUCACCCGCAAGGUGGUGCCCUACCUGCUGUGGCUGCUCAUCUCCGCGCAGAUCUUCUCUUACCUGGGCCUGAACUUCGCCCGCGCGCAUGCCGCCAGCGACACGGUGGGCUGGCAGGCCUUCUUUGUCUUCUCCUUCUUCAUCACGCUGCCCCUCAGCCUCAGCCCCAUCGUCCUCAUCUCGGUGGUCUCCUGUGUGAUCCACACGCUGGUCUUGGGAGUCACGGUGGCCCAGCAGCAGCAGGACCAGCUGAAGGGGAUGCAGUUGCUAAGAGAGAUCCUGGCCAACGUCUUCCUGUACCUGUGUGCCAUCAUCGUGGGCGUCAUGUCCUACUACAUGGCGGACCGCAAGCACCGCAAGGCCUUCCUGGAGGCCCGCCAGUCGCUGGAGGUGAAGAUGAACCUGGAGGAGCAGAGCCAGCAGCAGGAGAACCUCAUGCUUUCCAUCCUGCCCAAGCACGUGGCCGACGAGAUGUUGAAGGACAUGAAGAAAGACGAGAGCCAGAAGGACCAGCAGCAGUUCAACACCAUGUACAUGUACCGCCACGAGAACGUCAGCAUCCUCUUCGCCGACAUCGUGGGCUUCACGCAGCUGUCCUCUGCCUGCAGCGCCCAGGAGCUGGUGAAGCUGCUCAACGAGCUCUUUGCCCGCUUCGACAAGCUGGCGGCCAAAUACCACCAGCUGCGGAUCAAGAUCCUGGGCGACUGCUACUACUGCAUCUGCGGCCUGCCCGACUACCGGGAGGACCACGCCGUGUGCUCCAUCCUCAUGGGGCUCGCCAUGGUCGAGGCCAUCUCGUAUGUGCGGGAGAAGACCAAGACCGGUGUGGACAUGCGUGUGGGGGUGCACACGGGCACCGUGCUGGGUGGCGUCCUGGGCCAGAAGCGCUGGCAGUAUGACGUGUGGUCUACGGAUGUCACCGUGGCCAACAAGAUGGAGGCUGGCGGCAUCCCUGGGCGCGUGCACAUCUCCCAGAGCACCCUGGACUGCCUGAAAGGAGAGUUCGACGUGGAGCCGGGUGAUGGGGGCAGCCGCUGCGAUUACCUAGAUGAGAAGGGCAUUGAAACCUACCUCAUCAUUGCCUCCAAGCCAGAGGUGAAGAAAACCGCCACCCAAAAUGGCAUCAAUGGCUCGGCCCUGCCAAAUGGAGUACCAACUUCCUCUAAGCCCGGCUCCCCUGCCCUCAUUGAAACGAAGGAGCCCAACGGGAGUGCCCAAACCAGUGGCUCCACGUCGGAGGAGCCCGAGGAGCCGGAUGCCCAGGCCGACAACCCCUCGUUCCCCAACCCUCGCCGGAGGCUGCGCCUUCAGGACCUGGCGGACCGGGUGGUGGAUGCCUCUGAGGACGAACACGAGCUCAACCAGCUGCUCAACGAGGCCCUGCUUGAGCGAGAGUCGGCCCAGGUGGUGAAGAAGAGAAACACCUUCCUCCUGUCCAUGCGGUUCAUGGACCCCGAGAUGGAAACUCGCUACUCGGUGGAGAAGGAAAAGCAGAGUGGAGCCGCCUUCAGCUGCUCCUGCGUCGUCCUGCUCUGCACAGCCAUGGUGGAGAUACUCAUCGACCCCUGGCUGAUGACAAACUAUGUGACCUUCGCGGUUGGGGAGAUUCUGCUCCUGAUUCUGACCAUCUGCUCACUGGCUGCCAUCUUUCCCCGGGCCUUUCCUAAGAAGCUUGUGGCCUUCUCGACGUGGAUCGAUCACACCCGCUGGGCCAGGAACACCUGGGCCAUGUUAGCCAUCUUCAUUCUGGUUAUGGCGAAUGUCGUGGACAUGCUCAGCUGUCUCCAGUACUACGCGGGACCCAGCAACGGGACAGCAGGGGUGGAGCUGGAGGAUGGCUGCCUGGAGAACCCCAAGUACUACAACUAUGUGGCUGUGCUGUCGCUCAUCGCCACCAUCAUGCUGGUGCAGGUCAGCCACAUGGUGAAGCUCACGCUCAUGCUGCUUGUCACGGGCGCUGUGGCUGCCAUCAACCUCUAUGCCUGGUGCCCCGUCUUUGAUGACUACGACCACAAACGUUUUCAGGAACAUGGCUUUCCAGUGGUGGCCUUAGAGAAGAUGCAGGUGUUGUCCCCCUCUGGGCUCAAUGGCACUGACAGGCUGCCCCUGGUGCCUUCCAAGUACUCGAUGACAGUGAUGAUGUUCAUCAUGAUGCUGAGCUUCUACUACUUCUCCCGCCACGUGGAAAAACUGGCACGGACACUGUUCUUGUGGAAGAUUGAGGUCCACGACCAGAAGGAACGUGUCUAUGAGAUGCGACGCUGGAACGAGGCCUUGGUCACCAACAUGCUACCCGAGCAUGUGGCUCGCCAUUUCCUGGGGUCCAAGAAGAGAGAUGAGGAGCUGUACAGCCAGUCUUACGACGAGAUCGGAGUCAUGUUUGCCUCCCUGCCCAACUUUGCUGACUUCUACACGGAGGAGAGCAUCAACAACGGUGGCAUUGAAUGUCUGCGCUUCCUUAAUGAGAUCAUCUCAGACUUUGACUCUCUCCUGGAUAACCCCAAAUUCCGGGUCAUCACCAAGAUCAAAACCAUUGGCAGCACCUAUAUGGCAGCCUCAGGAGUCACCCCAGAUGUCAACACUAACGGAUUUACCAGCUCCAGCAAGGAGGAAAAGUCAGACAAGGAGCGCUGGCAGCACCUGGCCGACCUGGCCGACUUCGCGCUAGCCAUGAAGGAUACGCUCACAAACAUCAACAAUCAGUCCUUCAACAACUUCAUGCUGCGCAUAGGCAUGAACAAAGGAGGGGUCCUGGCUGGUGUCAUUGGAGCCCGGAAACCACACUAUGACAUCUGGGGCAACACAGUCAACGUCGCCAGCAGGAUGGAGUCUACAGGGGUCAUGGGCAACAUUCAGGUUGUGGAAGAGACACAAGCCAUCCUCCGAGAGUAUGGCUUCCGCUUUGUGAGGCGAGGCCCCAUCUUUGUGAAAGGGAAGGGGGAGCUGCUGACCUUCUUCCUGAAGGGGCGAGAUAAGCCUGCUGCCUUCCCCAAUGGCUCCUCCAUCACACUGCCCCACCAGGUUGUGGACAACCCCUGAAAAGCCACCAGCCCACAGCAGCCCGCCUGGGAAGGAUUAACUUUGGGGAAUCGAAGCCUUGGGAAAGGACGUCACCUGGUCCCGACAUGCUCAGUGUGGAAGUGCACACUCAUAUAGACUUUAGGUUUCCGUCUCCUCCUCAAGCCUUUAUUUGUUCGUGGACGUGUGAGCUCUGGGGGUGGCCAUACUAUUCCUCAGUGUGCCUGUAGCUUCCCCAGAGUAGGGGUCUUAGGUGUAGUACUGGACAUCCCUGGUUCCAGGUGGCCCUUCUCCCAGCGAGGCCAUGGCCACUGUGAGCAGGAGUGCGGUGAGGCAGGCUGGAGUCCUGGCGGCUGGCGUGCGCGUUCACACUCGGCCCCGGCUGAACUCAGGCUUCUGUCUGGAGAGAGGUCAGGUGGGGACCUGUCUCCACCUGGUCCACGGUAGGUGAAAUGGCCCUCAUCCUGAUGUUCCUGAUAAUCUUGAAAGGUUCUUCUGGAACCCCAUCACCUUAGUCAUGAGAGCAGAAAGUGCAAUAUUUCCUUUCACCUGGUGGGGGGAGGGGAAUUUAUUUCUGAAAGAAAAAUAUAUAAACAGAUCUUCUACAUUUAUAUUUUUAACCUUAUGUUAAAGAACACUUUCUGAUAUUGCCUUGCCUUUUGAGCUCUUGCUACAGUCGCCUUUGCUACUGCUUUAAGAGAAUUUACAGGUAUUGAUAAAGAACAAGACUGUUUUAGUAAAAGCUUUACUCAACUUGAA